Suncus etruscus (white-toothed pygmy shrew) is the source of this 1575-nucleotide messenger RNA. It is a transcript of the gene VGLL4, whose product is annotated as vestigial like family member 4. NCBI's taxonomy places the organism in Eukaryota, Metazoa, Chordata, Mammalia, Eulipotyphla, Soricidae. Gene Ontology annotation, molecular function: transcription coactivator binding. Gene Ontology annotation, biological process: negative regulation of DNA-templated transcription. The record is from RefSeq and is a predicted model, not a curated record. Bases 557 to 1438 code for a protein of 293 amino acids. The transcript is spliced from 5 exons.
UCCUCCUGCUGGGCUGAGGAAGCUCGUUUACAUACGAGUCAUACCAGGCAUAUCCAGCAUGUCAGUGCAGUGAACUUGCAGCAGGCUGCGAGCAGAGCGGGCCAGUGGGGCUUUGUCCUAGGAAAUGUGCUUCGGGGUUUGCCUUUGGACCCCGAUUUCAUGUCGAAGAAAGACCUGUAAAGACUUCUGAACCGAUUUUUAUUUUAUUUUUUUCAUGACCCACCGAGGAUACAAUACACGGCAACCGGGAAGGUUUUUGUGUGUGUCUGUGUCUCUGUGUGUGUGUGUGUUUGUAUGUGAGUGAGUGUUUUCUUUCUUGCCUUUUUUUUUUUUUUCUUUCCCUCUCCUCUCCUCCUUCACUUCUACAUACUUUGUUUUGAUCAUCUGAGGCUGGGCCUCCUCCUCUCCCCGUCGCCUUUGUGAAGUUUUAAGACAAGACCAGGAGCUACUCAGCAAUCAUUUUUCCUAUUGGAAAUCAACUCUUUUGUGGGGAGAGAGCAAAAAUAUUUAUAUAUAAAAAGCUCCCCCCUUUUUUUUUUGUCCGUGAGCCCAAUAAAUGCUAUUUAUGAAGAUGGACCUGUUGAACUACCAGUACUUGGAUAAAAUGAACAACAACAUUGGCAUUCUAUGCUACGAAGGUGAAGCUGCUCUUCGGGGAGACUCCAGGAUGCAGACGUUGCCUGUCACCUCGGCCCUCAGCAGCCACCGCACAGGCCCCCAGCCCAUCAGUCCCAGCAAGAGGAAAUUCAGCGUGGAGCUGGGGGUGGACGAGCUGGAGUGUGACGGCGAGCAUGCCACCAAGAUGAGUCGCAUCUUCAGCCCGCAGCUGAACAAGACGGCCAACGGGGACUGCCGCAAGGACCCUCGGGAGCGCAGCCGAAGCCCUAUCGAGCGCACCGGGGCUCCUGCCUUGGGCCUGCACAGCGGUCACCUAUUCUCGCCACUGUCCAGCCUCAGUUCUGAGCAGCCCCUCGCCCUGACCAAGAACAGUGGGGACGGUGGUCGCAAUCAAGGCCUAACACCAUCCCCAGGGGAGCGGCAGCAGAACCGGCCAUCGGUGAUCACAUGUGCCUCUGCCAGCACCCGCAAUUGCAACCUCUCCCACUGUCCGAUCGCACACAGUGGCUGCGCGGCUGGUCCAGCCAGUUACCGGAGGGUGCCCACGUCCACCACGACCUGCGACCCUGUGGUAGAAGAACACUUUCGCAGGAGCCUGGGAAAGAACUACAAGGAGCCCGAACCCGCGCCUAAUUCCGUGUCCAUCACAGGCUCUGUGGACGACCACUUCGCCAAAGCCCUGGGUGACACGUGGCUGCAGCUAAAAGCGGCCAAAGACGGCGCGUCCAGCAGUCCCGAGCAGGCCUCCCGCCGUGGCCAGCCCACCAGUCCUGCGGCCCACGCGGUCAGCCACAGCCACUCGCCCUCCGUGGCAUCUUGAAGGGGUCUCCCCGCUCCGUGAGCCCAAUGCCUGCAUGGUUUGCCCGAGCUUUUGAACAGUCCGUGCUUUGAAAAAAGAAAAAGAAAAAAGAAAAAAAAGAAAGAAACAAAAAAAAAACCACAAAAAAAAUUUGUGGG